CGCACUCAAGAGAAUUAUCACGUAUUUGAAAACGUUCUAUUUUAUGCACUCGUUCUAUAAUUACUCGUAAAACGUUAUGAAACGGAGUAACUUCCCCUGUGUUGUCCCCUCGUGUGUAGUGAGUACCGAAGUGAUUUGUAUGGGCGUGACCUCCUCCUACUUCAGUGUGUCUUUAGAGUGGGAACAAUACAGAAAGAAACCAGGACGUCGGUAGGCGCUUAGACAGCCGUGGUGGGACUUAGAAAUUACGAGUACAUUCCACACUGUGGUGCUUAGUUGUUCAUUCUUUGAGUGUAAUUAGCGUGUGUAUGUGUGUUCUUUUUUCUCUCCCCCAACUGGGCCAAGUCAAUCAGCAUUAGCUCUAGAAUAGCUUGGCUGACUAAGGUUUACAUGGAGUCAAGGUAGCAGCAGGAUCGUGACGGUGGCAGCAGUGGACGUUACAAGAGAUUGGCGCUUGAUUCCAGUAAAUAAUGUGUUCCUUCUAACAUUGGGUAGACUUAAGGAACAGAAAGAAAAAAAUUGAAAUCAAAACUGGAGCGGGAAAAGUAAAAAGCUAUACUAGAACAUUCGAGUACACGAUUGAAGAAGUCACUAAAAAAAAAAAAGGAUUAUAUAUUUAUAGUAAAUAUAUUUUAUUUGCAUAUUGAGAGAGAAUUAUCUCCCUGAAAGUGUUAAGAACGUUGGAAGCUACGACUGCCUGAUGACUGAAUAUAAGUUGGUUGUGGUUGGAGCGGGUGGUGUUGGAAAGAGUGCCUUGACCAUACAACUCAUACAAAACCACUUUGUGGAAGAAUAUGAUCCAACAAUUGAGGAUUCUCAUCGAAAGCAGGUUGUUAUUGAUUCCGAGACUUGCCUGUUGGACAUUCUGGACACAGCUGGUCAGGAAGAAUACAGUGCAAUGAGGGACCAGUAUAUGCGAACAGGUGAAGGCUUUCUGUGUGUUUUUGCAGUAAACAACACAAAAUCAUUUGAGGAUAUCAACCAAUAUCGAGAACAGAUAAAACGAGUGAAAGAUGCUGAUGAAGUCCCUAUGGUGUUGGUUGGUAAUAAAGUGGAUCUUUCUACUCGAACAGUAGACACAAAGCAGGCAAAGCAAAUGGCUGAAAGUUAUGGAAUCCCUUAUGUUGAGACCUCAGCCAAGACACGACAAGGUGUUGAUGAAGCAUUUUAUACACUAGUUAGAGAAAUAAGAAAAUAUAAAGAGAAGAAAGGCAAGAACAAAAAGAAGCGACGCCGAUUUCCCUGUGUCCUUUUGUGAGGUUUUUUUUUUUUCCAGACAUUUCAGUCAGUGACAGUUGACUUGGCAAACUUUACUGUUUCCUCUUUAUCUUGAUGGAGAAAUUUACUUAAAUUUUGGGGUCUUUCUUAUUUUUGUACUCUAUGGAUCAAUGUCCCAUUGCAAUUUUGAAGAAUGUAGUUAACACCCAUGUCAUGUCUUCUACAAAUUGUUUUGAAUUAGGUUAGCAAUUAAGCUCCUUCAAUUCUGUCAUUUCAUUAAACCCGUGAUUCCUUUUUCCUUUUUUUUAAAUUACCAAGUGCUGUCCUAAUUUUCAUUGGGUUUAAAUAAUUUUUUUUGUUGAUUCAAUUCUUAUUAAUUUGUUUUUCCUGUAAAGGUACACAAAUGCUCUUUUGUUUUUAUAGGGUUUAAAUUUUGUCCUUAUUUGUGUGUGUGUGCAUGUGUGUAAUUAUAUAUAUAUAUAUAUAUAUAUACACACAUGUAUGUAUAUCUAUAUAUGUAUGCAUGUAUAUGUAAGCAUAUGUGUAAGAAUAUAUAUAUGUAUGUAUGCAUAUAUGUGUAAGAAUAUAUAUAUAUAUAUAUAAUGACUGUGUGGGAAGGAAUGAAGUCAAGCUAUAUUCUUUUUAUCAUCAGAUUCUUAUUUUUCUCCUUUUUCAGUAAAUAGAGCAGUAAACAAGAAUGCAUAUAACAGACAUUAUAUAUAACAUGCAUUUGUUUGGUUUCAGUCUAACAUCACACACACACACACACACACACACUAUUGCUCUCUCAGUUUGUAGUUUCUUCUACUCUUGUCUUUAUUUCUAAUUUAUUCCUUGCUGGCCAACUUGUGUUGAAUCUUCUGUCUCUUAUGUGACUAUGUUGUACUCUUUCUUUCUUUCUUUUUUUUUUCAUCAGUAAGUUGUAUUUCUGUGUAAAAAGUUAUGUACGUGCACAUGUCUCCCUUAUAAAUUUGUAUGUUCCUGGCCAAAUUGUGCAAAAUAGAAAAAAAAAAAAAACUUCUGUAUUUUUCUUUCCUAAGAUGUUCUCACAUAUAUUUGCAUGUUCAGCUUUUUUAUAGCUUUCAUUUAAUAAAUUAUUUUCCUAAGCAACCCCUUCCCCUUUUUUCAUCUUUGCUAUAAAAAAAUUCUGAAUAAAUAAAAAAAAAAUAUUUGAAAAGAAGGAUUUAUAAACCUCUUAAAUAACCUACUUUAAAGAGGAGACAUUUUUCUCUUUGAUAUUUUCUGCUGCAUUUGUUCAACUUGAACAAAUUAUUUUAUGUGAAGAAUUUCUGUUCUCUCUAUCACUAUCUACUGUACCUUUUAAUGUUUUUUAGGGUGUUAUUAGGCAGCUAAACAGCUGUGGUUUGAUCCACAGGCAGCAUCAUUUGUCACUGGCCUCCCCAUUCCACAUCCCCAAAUUGUUGGAGUUGUACAACUAUAUUGAUGCCAUAAAACUCGCUCAUUUGAGUGAAUGACUUGAGCUUUAGAUACCUCAAACUAAGGCUGGCACAAACCUACCAUGAGACUUCCUAGGAAGAAAUAGGACUGUCCUCAUUUGAUGAAUGGAAUUUCAAAUUGAAAUAUAAAAUAUACUUCAAAAAAAUAAAAAGUCAUUAGGUAAUUGUGAAACUAUUGUAGCAGCCGUGCCACAUGAAUACACGCACAUAUAAUUGAUACUCAGGUGGUAUGCAAAAACUUAACAAUUUCUGAAGGCCGUGUACUCCAGACAGCUUUAGAGGGCUCUGAGAUGAAUGUUUCUUUUAUUUCAAUCUUUGUCUGUAGAAUUGUAGUCAAAGCUGAAGUGGGUGGUUGAAAUGUUUGCUGCUUAGAGAGUGGAGAUCUGCAAAUCACGGUUAAACAAAUGGAAAGCAGGACAAUUAGGAAACUUUUGAAACUAACAAAAUUAUAUUUAAUGGCUUGAAAAAUUUUUUUAAUUUUAUGAUAAAUUUAGAUAUCUUUUAUUCCUUUUUAACUAAAUAUUAUAUUGUUAUGCUUUCUUCCUUUUCGUAAAUUCUAUAAAUUCUAAUCCCUCUCACCUGCCACUCUCUUUAUUUUUUCUUUUUCUCUUUUAUUUUGUUUUUUUGGCUCUUUCCAGUUUCUUUUGGUCAAAAAUUCCCACCUUUACCAGAGCCCUUUUUAUGUUUGGAGUUUAUUUUUAACCAAUACUUUAUUUUUAGAUCGUGUUUUAUAUUAAUGUGUGAGGGUGUUUUAGUGUACGCCUAUAUACACUUUCAUUUGUAUUUGAACACAAUGUCCUGUAAACUUUGUCUUAGCCUACUUCCUUCAGUUUCUGCUGCUACUGCUUGCUUCCCAAAUUUUGCUGCUGACAGAAGAAUGAAGAAAGUUGUUGCUGAUCUGUGGCAAUUUCUAAAAUAACCCCCCCUCUAAUGUACGUCCCAUAAACUGUAAUAAAGUAUCUUGAAAAAAAAGAAACAAAAA
Molecule: messenger RNA, 3657 nt
Organism: Octopus bimaculoides (California two-spot octopus)
Lineage: Eukaryota; Metazoa; Mollusca; Cephalopoda; Octopoda; Octopodidae
Product: GTPase KRas
Biological process (GO): signal transduction
Cellular component (GO): membrane
Molecular function (GO): GTPase activity; GTP binding
Source: RefSeq, a predicted model, not a curated record